Molossus molossus (Pallas's mastiff bat) is the source of this 1821-nucleotide messenger RNA. It is a transcript of the gene SNRNP35, whose product is annotated as small nuclear ribonucleoprotein U11/U12 subunit 35. The record is from RefSeq and is a predicted model, not a curated record. The transcript has 2 exons. NCBI's taxonomy places the organism in Eukaryota, Metazoa, Chordata, Mammalia, Chiroptera, Molossidae. Gene Ontology annotation, molecular function: snRNA binding; mRNA binding. Gene Ontology annotation, biological process: mRNA splicing, via spliceosome. Gene Ontology annotation, cellular component: U12-type spliceosomal complex; precatalytic spliceosome. Bases 786 to 1526 code for a protein of 246 amino acids.
AGUUCCUGAAACAGGGAGGGAGUUUAGGUUGGGUAAGCGAGGUAACGGCCCAGCAGUUUGCCUGGUGCCAGUUCCCAGGCCCUCGGACAGAGGCCACACUGCCCUCCAGCAGGUCUUCUAUUCUGUAACUUUUGCAUAGAAUUAAUUUCGAAUUAUGUAGAUGUGGCCGUCACACGACCCACCAGGAAGCCGAUGAGCCUACGAAAAGAUGCUCCACGUCGUUGAUGAGAGACAUGCACAUCAAAACCCCAGGAGACGUCCCCUUGCACCCACGAGGGAACCGCAGUGCAACCCAUUCCCACGCAACUCGGUCCCUGAAGAACCGGGUCGUGUGAAAAGUGAGCGUAUUCAAUCGAGGGGCUAGGGAAACUCUGGGAAAAACGUCCCAAAUCUCACGCAUUCCCCGAAGGAGCCACAGCGUAACACUGAAACCAAAAAUAAUGGUCCCGGGGUUUCAACCCCAACUCCCGCGGCGCCGACGAAGAGAAAACCAGCGGCUCCCCAACGGCACAUUCGACAGUCUUUCAACUCACCGGUGCCAUUGAGCACGUCUUGCCUUCGUGGGGGAAAAAAAAAAAUAGGAAUUUCAUUCUGCUCGUACAUAGUAAGCCUUCGACGUUCAACACCGGGGAUUACAUUUCUCUUAACAAAAGCGAAAGCAGCGCCCGUGACGAAUCUGCUUCUUCCGAUGUCAAGGGCCGCUCGGGCCGCCGCCAAGAAUCUUCCAUCGUUGGGAGCCCGGUGCCGGUUUCCGUGCGAAAGGGAGCCCGAGCCUGGUAGAGAACAUGAAUGAUUGGAUGCCCAUCGCCAAGGAGUAUGACCCUCUUAAAGCUGGCAGCAUCGAUGGCACAGAUGAAGACCCCCAUGACCGUGCAGUCUGGAGGGCAAUGUUGGCACGGUAUACCCCCAACAAAGGCGUCACGGGAGACCCCCUUCUCACCCUGUUUGUGGCAAGACUAAACCUGCAGACAAAAGAGGACAAGUUGAAGGAAGUCUUUUCCCGCUACGGGGACAUCCGGCGGCUUCGGCUGGUGCGGGACUUGGUCACAGGCUUUUCCAAGGGCUACGCCUUCAUCGAAUACAAAGAGGAGCGUUCCCUGCUCAAAGCUUACCGGGACGCAGACGGCCUGCUCAUCGACCAGCACGAGAUAUUUGUGGACUACGAGCUGGAAAGGACUCUCAAAGGCUGGAUCCCUCGGCGACUUGGGGGGGGUCUCGGGGGGAAAAAGGAAUCUGGGCAACUGAGAUUUGGGGGGCGGGAUCGGCCUUUUCGAAAGCCCAUUAAUUUGCCAGUUAUUAAAAGCGACCAGUAUAGAGAGGGAAAAAGGGAAAAGAGGGGGCGAUCCCGAUCCCGAGAAAGACGCUGGGAGUCGAGGACAAGGGAUCGAGACCAGGACCGGGGCCGGGAGAAGAGGCGGCAGGACAGAGAGCCAACCAGGGUGUGGCCCGAAGGCGACUGGGAGAGAGAGAGGGACUUCAGAGAUGACAGGGUCAAGGGAAGGGAGAAGAGGGACAGAAGUAAGUAGAGGCUCCUUAGCACCAGCAGAGCCCAAAGGAGGGUCGAGCAGAAGUAAAGGCACAGAGAGGUCUGCCUUGCUUUCCUACAAAGGAUAAGUCCAGUGCUGAGUAAAACUUCCUGAGGACAGUGGGGUUUGGGCAGGUUUCCUUUCCAGUAUGAAUCCCAUCCCUGGCCACAGGGCUCAGUUGGUGGGCGUUGUCCCAUGCCCCCGAAAGGUCUUGGUUCAAUUCCCCAUCAGGGCACGUACCUGGGUUUCGGGUUUGGUCUCUGGUUGGGACCUGUAUAGGAGGCAGCUGACUGAU